AUGCCACCAUUCAAUUUAUUGGACUAUUUUCCUGAGGCCAAAGGCGAUGGUCUGAACAUUUCUUGGGCUUUCGAAGUCAACAACAGAGGGAGAUUAGCCGUUGUCCUUAGAUCUUACGUGAUGAUUUUAGAAGCUGACGUCUGUAUGUCUGGCAACAGCCGUUUUCCCGUCCCUGUAAUGGGUCAGUCAUCUAACAACAAUGAUCUUACUUUGGAGGAGUGGCUAGAAGAUGUUAUGCGUCUCAACAACAAAGGAAUUAAAUUGAAUUUCCGUUCGACCGAAGUUGUUGAACCUGCUUGUAGAGUAUUGGCACGUGUUGCUGAUCAGUUAAGAGGACCUAUAAUCCUGAAUGCCGAGAUUUUGCCUGGUCCGAGCAGUGCCCUGACUCCUCCGGUGGACGCUUGGACGUUCCUUACCCUCUGUCGGACACGAUUUCCUCACUCCACUAUCUCUAUCAGCUGGACGAUGUAUCCAGAAGUUGUGGAAGUACAGGAGGACAUCUGCAGUAAACCUGGAUAUUCUCUGGAAAUGAUAGAUAGAUUAGUCGCUCUGGUAAAGGAGUACAGUCUUAUUCAACCCCUCAUGUUUCCGAUGGAAGGAGCCCAUCUCAAGUAUUCCAUUCCGGAAGUCCAGCGACUCGUUUUCCAAGUCCCUAACAGCUCUUUGAUGAUCCAUUCCGACAGAGGUGACCUUCUCACUGUGGAGGAUUUGCUGCUUUUUCGGCAGUCCUUCGGUGCCAGUCAAACCUUUUAUCACCUUCCCGAAGAUUUGCUGAAGCAUUUCUACUCCUUGAUAUGA
Molecule: messenger RNA, 798 nt
Organism: Limulus polyphemus (Atlantic horseshoe crab)
Lineage: Eukaryota; Metazoa; Arthropoda; Merostomata; Xiphosura; Limulidae
Product: protein FAM151B-like
Exons: 4
Coding region: 1-798 (265 amino acids)
Source: RefSeq, a predicted model, not a curated record